GCGGCCAUGCUGGCGGCGGGGCUGGUGCUGCUGCUGGCGGCGGGGCUGGGGCAGGGGACAACGCGGGGCGUGCUGCGGGAGGAGCUGCUGCUGCGGCCCCUGCCCGUGGGGGACGUGGCCGCCGUUUUCCAGUUCCGCACGCGCUGGGACGCCGACCUGCAGCACGGGGCAGUCUCUCACUACAGGCUCUUCCCGAAGGCGCUGGGGCAGCUGGUGGCAGCACACGGCGUGCAGGAGCUGCACCUUGCCCUUACGCAGGGCUUCUGGAGUACCCAGAGUUGGGGGCAGCCGCCCCUGGGGGCCCCUGCUGGCGCUGAGCUCUGGGUCUGGUUCCAGGACACCGUCCCUGAUGUUGGCAAAGCCUGGAAAGAACUGAGUAACAUCCUCUCGGGAAUAUUCUGUGCUUCUCUGAACUUCAUUGACUCUACCAACACAGUCACUCCAACAGCGUCCUUCAAACCCCUGGGUGUAGCCAAUGGGACAGAUCACCGUCUCCUGCGAUAUGCCGUCCUGCCCCGGGAGGUGGUCUGCACAGAGAACCUCACACCUUGGAAGAAGCUGCUGCCAUGUGGCUCAAAGGCUGGUCUGGCUGUGCUGCUCAAGGCUGAGCGGUUGUUCCACAGCAGCUACCACUCGCAGGCAGUGCACAUCCGCCCCAUCUGCCGGGAUGCUUCCUGCCUGGCUGUUUCCUGGGAGCUCAGGCAGACACUCACUGUGGUCUUUGACAGCUUUACCACUGGCCAAGGAAAGAAAGAUUGGUCCCUGUUUAAGAUGUUCUCUCGCACCCUUACCGACGCGUGUCCUCUGGCAUCAGAGAGCAAGGUCUAUGUUGACAUCUCUCCUAAGAACAAGGAAAAAGAGUUACUGGAAGUGACCCCCACACCAACAUCUGUACACGAAGCAAUUGUCCAAGGAGACAAGACAACCUAUGCAGUCUAUGACCUGCUCAGCCCUGUGCUCUUCAAUACAUCUCGUAGCCUCAAUGUGCAGCUGAAGUGGAAGCGGCCUGAAGACAGCUCGGAACUGUCAACACCCAUAAUGCAUGCUCAGCGCUAUGUAAGUGGGUAUGGGCUGCAGACUGGAGAAAUCAGCACGCUCAUCUACAACACUCACCCAUACCGUGCUUUCCCUGUGAUCCUGCUGGAGACUGUGCCGUGGUAUCUGCGACUCUAUGUGCACACUCUGACUAUCAUAACCAAGGGAAAAGAAAACAAGCCAAGUUAUAUUCACUACCAGCCAGCCCAAGACAGGAAACGACCUCACCUCCUGGAAAUGCUGAUCCAGCUUCCAGCCAAUUCUGCCACCAAGAUCACAAUCCAGUUUGAGAGGGCUUUACUGAAGUGGACAGAGUACCCUCCUGACCCUAAUCACGGCUUCUACGUCAGUUCAUCUGUACUUAGUGCCCUGGUGCCCAGUGUCUUCGCAAUGAAGGAUGUGAAUAUGGAGGAGAGCCCACUCUUCACCUCACUGUUUCCUUCCUCCGAUGGCUCCAGCUAUUUCUUGCGCCUGUACACGGAGCCACUGCUGGUGAACUUGCCAACACCAGACUUCAGCAUGCCCUACAAUGUCAUUUGCCUGACGUGCACGGUGGUGGCUGUGUGCUAUGGCUCCUUCUACAACCUGCUAACUAGGACAUUCCACGUGGAGGAGCCCAGCCGUGCAGGGCUGGCCAAGCGGCUGGCCAAUGUCAUCCGCAGGCUCAGGGGUGUGCCGCCCAUCUGAGAGCUUGGGGCACGGCCCUGGGAGGAGCAGAGCCCUGCUGCCUCCUGCCUUUGCUGCCUGUGUCCCUCUCCUGGGUCCUACAAGCUAAGGGAUUGCUUCUGUAAUUAAGGUGGGAAGCAGCUCUAAGCUCGUUAACUACUGAACUGCACUUGUACAGGGUUAGGAAACGUGUUAAGUAUUCUGUUUGGGAGAAGGGGUAAUUUAUGUGCAGGGAAAUAUGCUGAAAGUAAACUUGAGCUGUUUUGUA
This is a messenger RNA of Tympanuchus pallidicinctus (lesser prairie-chicken), 1969 nucleotides long. RefSeq names its product phosphatidylinositol glycan anchor biosynthesis class T (gene PIGT). The record is from RefSeq and is a predicted model, not a curated record. Lineage: Eukaryota; Metazoa; Chordata; Aves; Galliformes; Phasianidae. Gene Ontology annotation, cellular component: GPI-anchor transamidase complex. Gene Ontology annotation, biological process: attachment of GPI anchor to protein. Bases 7 to 1722 code for a protein of 571 amino acids. The transcript is spliced from 12 exons.